Molecule: messenger RNA, 1455 nt
Organism: Encephalitozoon hellem ATCC 50504
Lineage: Eukaryota; Fungi; Microsporidia; Unikaryonidae
Product: T-complex protein 1 subunit theta
Exons: 1
Coding region: 1-1455 (484 amino acids)
Biological process (GO): protein folding
Cellular component (GO): chaperonin-containing T-complex
Molecular function (GO): ATP-dependent protein folding chaperone; ATP binding
Source: RefSeq, a predicted model, not a curated record
AUGAACAUUGGGCAAACGCACCUAGGUGGGCUGAUAUCAAAUGCUCAGCAGGAUGAAAAGGUAAGAUAUCACAUUGUGGGGUCUAAGGUAAGGAUGGCGUGCAACCUUGUUAGAAGCUUGUAUGGCAAGUCCCAGCGAACAAAGCUCAUAGUGAAUGGAUAUGGGCAGGUUGUUCUCUCUUCACAGCCCGGUGUUAUCUACGACAAUGUCAAGAUGAACCACCCUCUUGUGAAGCUACUGCAGGACUAUGUCAAGAAGAUGGAUGUUGCUGGAGACGGGGCGACUUUUUUUGUGAUUCUUGUGUCUGAACUGAUCCAGGAGACCAUGGAUGUUGUUGGGAAAGGUAUGAAGCCCACGUAUCUCAGCCACAUGCUUAGGGAGGUGCACAAGGAGGUUGAGGAUCUUGCAAAGGAGCUUUUGAUUGAACACAGUAUCAGGUUUGAUGACCGAGAAAGCAUAUCGAAGGUUCUCCGGGGGGUUUUGAAGGAUGACGGACUGGAAAAGAUAGUUAGCAAGGGGAUAUCGCUUGCCAGGAGCUUCAGCUCUGAAAGCAUCAGGGUUUGCAAAGUUGGAUGCGGGUCUAUAGAAGACAGUUAUGUUGUUCAGGGGAUGGUGUUCAAUAGGUCACCUGAGGGAGAGGUGAGGCACAUGGUGAAGGGGAAGACGUCGAUAUACAACUGCCCGCUAGACAUAGCAAGGACGGAGCUGAAGGGGACUGUUCUGAUGAAGACUGCCUCUGAGCUGCUAUCUUUCAGUAAGGAUGAAAAUGAAAGGACCAGGAAGGCCGUGGAGUUUAUGAAAGGAGAUGUUGUGAUAUGCAGUGGAAAAGUGGACAGGAUAUAUCUGGAUUUCCUGAACAAGAGCAAGAAGCUAGUCUUCCGAAUUACUAGUAAGUACGACUUGAGAAGAAUGCGAGAGCUAGUUGGGGGACAUAUUCUAUCGAGCCUGGGGUCAGAAAGCGAGGGCAGCAUGGGGUUUGUUGAGGAGGUUGUCACCUUUACAGAAGGCACUUGCGAGUACACGAAGUUUAUAUCUGAAAGUAAGAAAGUGUACACCCUAGUUCUGAAGAACUCUGUGCAGGCCGUGCUGGAUGAGCAAGAGAGGAUGGUUCAAAAGGCAUUGACUGUCUUAAGUAAGAAUACCAAGGAUGAUAAAAUUGGCCUGGUCGAAGGAGCAGGAAAAUUCGAGAAAAGGCUAUCGAAGAUGUUUUUCGAAAGGUCGGCGGUUUCAAGCGAGGGUAAGAAUCUUGUGUACAAGUGCAUUGGAAAGGUGCUCGGGGGAUUUGCGUCUUCUGAUGCAGAGAUCUACGACGUAUACAACUGCAAGGUGAAGGCGCUGAAGUACUCCAUUGAGUUUAUAUCCACUCUGUUUGAGACCAGCGAUUAUCUCAUAGGGAAGCCUGAGGCGAUCAAUAUUGCGCCCAGAACUAACCAGCACUGGGAUGAGGAUCACUGA